AUGGGACACAUCAUUGGAAUGGAGAUUGAUGUGGGAAUCACUUUGGAAAUGAGGAUUGUUGCGGAAUACGGUGCGGUAAUAUAUGGGAAUGACAUUUUAUGUGGGAAACAGCGAGACGCAUCCCAGAGCGAGCUGGAGGAGGAAGCGUUUGAGGAUGAGAGGAUUAAAACGCGAUCGCAAAUAAAUGGAGAGGGGACAGCGGCGGAGUUUUAUGUGCGCCAGUACCAGUUAUGGACGGUGGUGUGUGAGUCCAGUGUUGUCAUCCAUCAGUUGUCCAGUGUGUGUGUGUUUGUUGUCCUGUGGUGGUACAUGGACCAGAAUCGCCUGUCUCCUCACCAGCUCUUCACAUACGGCCUCCUUCUGUCUCUCUUCGGCUACCUUACGUUUGACAUCAUUGACUCAGGGGCAGGGCGAAAUCACAGUGGUCGAACACGAUGGGCUGACCUAAAGAGCACUGUCGUCUUUGUGACAUUCACGUACGGGUUUGCCCCAGUUCUGAAAACACUGACAGAAUCCAUCAGCACCGACACUAUCUACGCCAUGUCUGUCUUCAUGCUGUUGGGUCACCUGAUAUUCUUUGAUUAUGGAGCCAAUGCAGCCAUCGUCUCCAGCACUUUGUCAUUGAACAUGGCCAUCUUCGCCUCGGUAUGCCUGGCCUCGCGACUUCCCAGCUCGCUCCACGCCUUUGUCACGGUCACCUUAGCCAUCGAGGUCUUCGCCCUCUGGCCUAUGUUCCAGAAGAAGCUGAAGGCAAUCACUCCUCGCUGUUACCUAGUGGUCACCGUUAUCUUCACCCUGGCUGCCUUGUUGGGGGUGCUGACGGUUUCUCUCACAGGAGCUGUACUCCUCGCUCUGCUGCUGUUAGCAGUUGCCUUGCUGUGUCCUCACUACCUCAUCAAGUUACAGUCCUCGAAAGACAACAUCCACGGGCCCUGGGAUGAAGCGGAGAUCAAAGAUGACCUGUCCAGGUUCCUGGGGUGACAGCCUGCAGGAGGAGGAGCGUUCAGGCCAGUGCACCCUUUGCUCACGUUCCUGUCUGAACCUUUCUGGGAGACUGCGGUCAUAGCUGACAGCGCCGCGAGUUGCGUUGGAGACAGAGCGUCCGAGCCACUGAAGUACCGGUGUCCCUUCAGAGAGCUGCCAGCCUGAAGGACUCCACCUGAGUCUGCAUCCAUGCCAACAGGUGCCAGCAGCAGGUCCUUCAACACUACCUCCUCUCCUGUCCCCACAGGGUGCCAGCACUUCUCCCACCCACCAUCACUCUUCCUAUGCCAACUAGCUAUUUGAAUAUUAGGAGCAUCACUCCUCAUCCUUCAACAUCCAAGCACGCUCCUGAUGGACCUGGUUCGGAUGCACCCCGUCCCUCCCCAGGUUGACUUUAUUUCCACUCUUCCCUCGCACAGUGUGGGGGCUGACUAUUGCUGUACACCAGGUCGCUCCUCCUAUUGCAGACACUGGUAAAGGGGGUUUCAGGCAUGAGCCUGGCGGAGGCUGAGGGGUUUAAAAGCCAGAGUCAAUGCCAGCGACUUGCACAGCUGACAGCGUACAAAUGGGUACGUGCCGAUGUUUGUGUUCCACCUCUCGUCAUCUCACCUUCUCAAGAUAAACGUUUUCUCCACUCCCCUCCCCCAAUCUCGUGUUUAUCGAACUUCACCUCUUAAUGCAUCGACAUUAUUGCGCCUCAGUGGUAGUGAGCUCCCCACAUUCGAGUGGAGAGGUUUCUCUUGAAUUCCCUAUUGGAUGUUUAUGACUGUUAAGAUUUAUUACUGACUUCCUCAAAUUUGUGACCAAGUUUAGCUGCCCCCACCACUGUACGUAGUAUCACAGAACCCUGUCAGUGCACACGGAAGCCAUUCGGCCCAUCAUGACAGCAGUGGCUCAAAAGAGCUUUUCACUUCAUGCAUUUUCACUGCUUCCUCUUUGUAACCCUGUGCAUUCUUCCUCUCUAAAUAACCAUAGAAUGCCUCGACUGAACCUACCUGCACCAUGCUUUGCAGCGAUCCUAACCCUAACUGCCUGAAAUGAAAAUUUCCUCCUAUUACUUUUACUUGUUACUUUAAAUCGGAGUCCACUCAUCCUUCCACGAGUGGGAAUGUUUUCCCCCCUUGUUUACUCUGUUGGGACCCCUCAUGAUCUUGAAUACUUUGAUCAGAUCUCCUGUUCUCCAAGGAGAACAGUUUCAGCUUCUCUAAACUCCCUCCAUAGUUGAAAUCCCUGGACCUGGACUUAUUGACCUCUUCUGGGUGUGGGAUGUGGGAAAGGUGGUUACCUUUCUAUCAAAUUCCCUUUAUAAUUUUAUAAGUUGUCCCACCGGUUCCUUGUACUUGCUUGGACAUUUUGAAAGAAAAGUGCCCUUUCCUGCUAGGUAUAAGCACAAGUUAUCAAAUCCUGCCUUCUUAAUCUCAACACUACAUAAAUGUUCAAACACUCUGACUCUGACAGAAUCAGCAAUGGGGAAGUGGAGUCUGGAUCUGUAUGUUUCUGCUAUGUUCCCUAUUAUAGGCAAUUGACAAGGAGCUUCAGAUCCUGUAACAACCCGCCAACUGAGAAUCCUCCUGGUGCUUACAGACACCUCUGGAAGUGAAUUAAAUAAUUUUCUAGAA
This is a messenger RNA of Rhincodon typus (whale shark), 2603 nucleotides long. RefSeq names its product phosphatidylinositol glycan anchor biosynthesis, class C (gene pigc). The transcript has 9 exons. The coding region runs from base 1 to 981 and encodes 326 amino acids. Lineage: Eukaryota; Metazoa; Chordata; Chondrichthyes; Orectolobiformes; Rhincodontidae. Gene Ontology annotation, cellular component: glycosylphosphatidylinositol-N-acetylglucosaminyltransferase (GPI-GnT) complex; membrane. Gene Ontology annotation, biological process: GPI anchor biosynthetic process. The record is from RefSeq and is a predicted model, not a curated record.